This is a messenger RNA of Laccaria bicolor S238N-H82, 1152 nucleotides long. RefSeq lists its product as uncharacterized. Lineage: Eukaryota; Fungi; Basidiomycota; Agaricomycetes; Agaricales; Hydnangiaceae. The transcript is spliced from 4 exons. The record is from RefSeq and is a predicted model, not a curated record. The coding region runs from base 1 to 1152 and encodes 383 amino acids.
AUGACGGGUUCUGCUACGCCGCCAUUUCCCAACACCCAAUCCCCGCAUCGGAGCAUCGGGCAUCAGAGCAUCAGGGAUGGUCGAACCCUCCAUCGCGAUGGCCAGGAUCCGAUAUCAGGGGUGUCGACCAAGAAAAGCUCUCAAUAUGGUGCAGUGGAACCAAAUUCUUUUGAACGGAAUACUCAACCUCGCUUCGGAGGAACAGUUUACUACCGUUUGUACACCAAAGACGGGCCCAUAAAAUCUCAGCAUCCGGUCUACUCUACCGAUCACGAGCCGUUCAUCGGUCGCACUCUUGCAAAACUUGUGGCACCUCCACAUACUACUGUGUCCAUUAAGAGGCACCUGUGCUACAUCGAAGGAUUCUUGUCUUCACUGGCAGACACAGCAAAGUUGUUCGUGCCUCUCUCCUGCUUAACCGCUAAAGACGACUCUGCACGGCUUUCGCUUGUGGGAUCAUCGGGACCAGGGUUAUCUCCACAGGAGCCAAUGGCGUUAGUUCUUGGGGGUCAGGAAAGAGCUCAGGGUGCUGUCCACCAAUUGCCUUUGGCAGAGCGGGAUAUUUCCGACUUUGGAAAAAAUCGCUAUAUCUACUAUCGCCCUUAUUCACUAGAGGGUGCGAUCAAGUCGAAAACAUGCUUCGAUGAAAGCGAUAUCUACUUGGGAUGCAUUGACACGGUUUCUGUUCCUCCUCCACACACCAUUGCCUCUUUGACGGCGUGUAUCGCCAGGAUAGAAGGCCUUGUCGUUCAAGAUACUAAAGAAAUCCAAAUCUUCAAGGAUGCCGCCAGCGAGGUCCCCAUGAGGACGGAUGCUACUCUAUCUCUCACUGAGGAUGCCUAUCUGGGAAAUGAUGAAGAUGAUCCCGUGGCAGUGGUUCAUACGCCCCAUCGCCUACAAAACACCGAUAUCACACUGGUUCCUGGACAUUGCGACCCUUCAUGGUUUUCAAUAAUGCCGACAAACACUCUCCGUCCAGACAAGAACAAUGGCAAGGAGUUUUACCUCCUGCCCAUCCACGAAACUAUAAGACUGGAAGCGCCAUUUAAGGCCAACGGAGUACUCAUAUUCCAAUCUGCUGCAAUGACGGCCUACACUUCAUUUGCUGACGUUAUCACAAGGGUCACAUCGUACAGAGCGUUGACUAUUUAG